AUGUCUCAGGCUGACUUGCUGAAACCGCUGCUCGAAGGUAUCUUGGCCGAGCUGAAAGCUAUCAGAGAGCGUAUUGGUACGGAGAAACCGGAUGGAAAAGCCGAUAGCAGCUCGGAGUCUAAAGUAAAGGCGGCUUCUAAUACGGGAUCCUUACUUAGCUUAGAUAACCUUGACCAAAAGACAACUGUAUCUGUUGCAACUAGCAAUAUUGCUACCAAUAUACCACAGAUCGGAAUUACAACAACUUCUGCAUCGCCCUUACCUAUUCACGAUAUUUACUCCCGAGACAUAGUAAAACAUCAUGGCAUCGAAGAUAUUCCGGCGAGACUACUAAUUGACGGUGAGGAAGAUAGUUGGUCGCGUCUUAUGGGAGACUCAUGGCAAGUCCCUGAGGAUGGCCGCUGGCGGUUGACAUUUGCGAGACGUUGGCUGCUUGACACUUCGCCUGAUCAAAUACGCGACCAUCUAGAACGUAAAAUUAUUUAUACGGUUGGGAAACCCAAGGUCGAGUGCAAGCCAAGAUCAUUUGCUCCUGAUGAUAAAGACAAGUUUGUCACUGAAAACUUGCCCAUAGCACCAUGGAGCAGAAUUAUAAUAAGACUUAUGACGGGCCGGGAAUGUCGGCACACCCAUCUUGUCCAUAAAAUCGGAAGGAGUAGAAAAAUAGACUUCUCUGAGGUCUAG
Molecule: messenger RNA, 684 nt
Organism: Botrytis porri
Lineage: Eukaryota; Fungi; Ascomycota; Leotiomycetes; Helotiales; Sclerotiniaceae
Exons: 5
Coding region: 1-684 (227 amino acids)
Source: RefSeq, a predicted model, not a curated record